GGCGGGGGGGGGGGGGGGCCCGGGCCCCGCCGUCGGGAUGGAUCGGACCGGUACCGUGAGGCUGCGGGGCCUCCACGCCUGAUACCGGGACGUCUGGGAGCCGUGCAGCGGGACGCCGGUACCGGUACACCGCAGGGCGCUGGCCAUGGAGCCGGGCACCAUCGACAACCUGUCCAUCCUGUACCAGAGCUCCGACUUCAUCGUGGUCAACAAGCACUGGGACAUCCGCAUCGACAGCAAGAUGUGGUACGAGACGCUGACCCUGCAGAGCCAGCUCAAGUACCGCUUCCCCGAGCUGGCCGACCCCGACACCUACUACGGCUUCAGGUUCUGCCACCAGCUCGACUUCUCCACCAGCGGGGCCCUGUGCGUCGCGCUCAACAAAGCGGCGGCGGGAAGCGCCUACAAGUGUUUUAAAGACCGACUGGUGACCAAAGCCUAUCUCGCCCUGGUCAGGGGCCACGUCAGCCAGAGCCGAAUGACGAUCCGCUACGCCAUAGGGAAGAACACCACCGAGGGCAUGACCCACAUGAUGUGCAUCGACGGGACAGAGGGUUGUGAAAAUCCCAAGCCUUGCCAGUCGGAGCUGAUCGUGCUGGAGCAUGGGUCCUACAGCGGAGACCCUGUAACCAAAGUGCUGUUGCAGCCGCUGACAGGGCGGACUCAUCAGCUCCGGGUUCACUGCAGCGCCAUCGGCCACCCCAUCGUGGGGGACUUCACCUACAGCCACAAGAAGGACAGCAGUCCCUAUAGGAUGAUGCUCCACGCAUACUACCUGCGCAUCCCCACCGGCAAGGAGCUUAUCGAGGUCUGCGCGCCUGACCCCUUUGUCACCGCAAUGGACAGCAACUGGGUGCCCCACCACGUCACUCACCGGCUGGAUGAAAUCAUCCAAGAGCUGAAGGACAAGGUGAUGCGGAAGGAGGAAGAGGAGGAGGAGGAGAGCCGGGAAGCCGUGCUUGGUGGCAGAGGAGAUGAGGCACCGAGCGAAGCCAAGAGCCUGGAGACAGAGGAGCAGCGAGCCCGGUGCGAGCAGUGGUUGGCCGAGUGGGCUUUGGAGUGAGCACAAACCACGUCUCUGCAUUUCCAGCCCAAUGCUCCAUUUUUGUCCCAGCGGGUCCCCACGGAGCCCAGCGCUGACUCCACAUCUGCGCUUUCUGUAUGCCAUGGCUUCCCUCACUUCUGGGGCUGGGAUUAGGCAGAUUUUAGCAGCGAUUAGGAUGGGUUUGGUUUUUAACAUACACAUCAUCCAUCUGGCCAGCCACUGGAUGCCCCUUUCCUAAUUCUGGGCCUCAGCAGCAGAGUCAGUGUGUCACCUACCAGCUUAGAGUGACCCCAAAGCUUUACAUCCCUGUCCCGGGGCUCAGACACAGCUGGGGCAGCACGGACGAUGCCUUUGCCAUGAGCGUGAUGGACGUAUCCGCAAACCCUCAGUGCUCGGAUGCUAAAAUGCAGCCCAGCAAAGGGAGGGGAGAACAUGCCGGGUACAGCUUCGGUGUCCCGUGUCCCCAGUUCCCUUCGCUCCAGCCUGCUGCACUCACUGGCACACGCAUUGUGUGGGAGGUGGGAGAUCAGGAGGCUGAAAUGCAGCCUGGGGGCACCGACAGCCCCCCCAGUCCAGGGGCAGCCCCGGGUGUUUUGCCCGUGGAGCUGUGCUGUGCGAUGGGCGCAGGAGAGGUCCCUGCCUGCCACCGAGGACGUGCUGCCUGCC
Haliaeetus leucocephalus (bald eagle) is the source of this 1711-nucleotide messenger RNA. It is a transcript of the gene RPUSD1, whose product is annotated as RNA pseudouridylate synthase domain containing 1. Gene Ontology annotation, biological process: pseudouridine synthesis. The record is from RefSeq and is a predicted model, not a curated record. Gene Ontology annotation, molecular function: pseudouridine synthase activity; RNA binding. The coding region runs from base 146 to 1063 and encodes 305 amino acids. The transcript is spliced from 6 exons. Lineage: Eukaryota; Metazoa; Chordata; Aves; Accipitriformes; Accipitridae.